Triticum turgidum subsp. durum (durum wheat) is the source of this 390-nucleotide messenger RNA. The record is from the annotation of a GenBank genome assembly. Lineage: Eukaryota; Viridiplantae; Streptophyta; Magnoliopsida; Poales; Poaceae.
AUGACCCGGCGGCCGCUCAAUCCAGAUGAUGAAGAGGGGCUCGAUAGCGACCGGGUCGUUGUCAAAGAGGCGAGGCGGAACUAUCCCCGCAUCUUCCAGAUCAGACAAGGCUCGCAGGCGGAGGCAAGACCAGCUUUGAGGCGGACGACGGCCACCAGCGGCGGUGAAGCGGCGAAGUAUAAAGGCGGCUCAGUCAAGCGGAGCAGCAACGGUAGAUCAAUGCUUGCCUCGGGACUUGAUUCCCUUGCGGAUGCUGCGUACGGAGUAGCAGUUGCAAGGCGUCGGAAGAGCAAGGAUAGCUGCAGCCCUUCGGGAUUCUCCACCAGUCGGGCCGUAGGUAAGAACAUGGCAGAUGAAUCGCCUCCUGCAGAAAACCUCAACCCGGAAUAA